Molecule: messenger RNA, 1888 nt
Organism: Tarenaya hassleriana
Lineage: Eukaryota; Viridiplantae; Streptophyta; Magnoliopsida; Brassicales; Cleomaceae
Product: 3,9-dihydroxypterocarpan 6A-monooxygenase
Exons: 2
Coding region: 141-1862 (573 amino acids)
Cellular component (GO): membrane
Molecular function (GO): heme binding; iron ion binding; oxidoreductase activity, acting on paired donors, with incorporation or reduction of molecular oxygen, NAD(P)H as one donor, and incorporation of one atom of oxygen
Source: RefSeq, a predicted model, not a curated record
CACCAAAAGGUGGAAAAUGUUGUUACAAAGUCUCUAUCACUCGAGAAUCCUGACCUCUUAGAUCCUACAGUGAAACAAGACAAAAAAACAGAGCAUUUACAUAUACACUGCUUAUACAAUAUGAUCCUAUCAUUAGCAUCAUGUACAUACAUAUGUAUAUAUAUGUGUAUAUAUAUAUAUCAUACAACAGUUAUCUCAUAAACCAAUCUUUUGUUUACCUAUAUAGCUAUACGACCCCAACGCAAGAUUUUUCUAAAACCGUCACCAUACAGACAUUUUCGACCAUGGAUUUGGAUCUGUUACCAUACCUGCACCUCUUCCUCAUUUGCAUAGUCUCUCUUCUUCUUCUCCAUUACCUCUUGAGCUCCUUUUCCAUCACUCGUCGUCCACCGGGACCUCGUGGACUGCCAAUUCUCGGACAUAUGCAUCUUCUCCGCUCAGCCCUUCCACGUUCCUUACAAGCCUUAGCCUCUAAAUACGGCCCUCUCAUGAGCAUACGUAUCGGCUCGUUACAAGUCAUCGUCGUCUCGGAUUCAGACACGGCCAGACUCAUUCUCAAGACCCACGACUCGGAUUUCGCCUCCAAGUUCGUGUUCGGUCCGAGGCAGUUCAACGUGUACAAAGGAGCUGAGUUCUUCAGUGCCCCUUACGGACCCUUCUGGAGGUUCAUGAAGAAGCUUUGCAUGACGAAACUGUUCGCCGGAUAUCAGCUCGUUCGGUUUAAACAUAUACGAGAGGAAGAGACGUUAUCUCUUCUGAAAUCUCUCGUCGAGAGAUCGAGAAACGGAGAGGCUUGCGAUCUGAGUAUGGAGUUCACGGCCUUGACCACAAAGAUCCUGUGCAAGAUGGUUAUGGGGAAGAGAUGCCAGGAAAACCCUAAUCUUCCCGCUGAAAUCAGGAAGUCAGUCCGGAAUAUAAUGGCUUGCGCUACGAAGUUCGGAGUCAUGGAGUUGUUCGGACCGUUGAAGGAUCUGGAUGUGUUUGGUAACGGAACGAGGCUUAGAUCCUCAAUUUGGCAGUAUGAUGAACUUGUGGAGAGGAUACUGAAGGAAUAUGAAGAUGCCAUGAACAAUCCGAACGCUCGGGAAGGAGAGAACGAUAAAGAUAUCAUCGAUAUCUUGCUAGAGACGUACAAUGAUCCCGACGCUGAACUCAAAUUGACGAGGAAUCAGAUCAAGUUCUUCGUCCUUGAAUUACUCAUGGCGAGCCUCGACACGACUUCAGCGGCCUUGCAAUGGACUAUGACAGAGCUCAUAAACCAUCCUGAUAUCCUCGAGAAGCUAAGAAACACGAUCAAUGAAACUAUUGGACCGACCCCUCGGGUAAUCAGAGAAUCGGAUGUGCAGAAGCUCCCUUACCUGCAAGCAGCUGUCAAGGAAACACUCAGGCUUCACCCCGUGGGACCGUUACUCCGUAGACAAAGCAACAGAGACAUGGAGAUAAAAGGGUACACCGUGAAAUCUGGGACCAAGUUCUUCAUCAACGCUUACGCUAUCAUGCGCGAUCCAGCCAAGUACGAGGAACCCGACAAGUUUUUGCCUGAAAGGUUUCUAGUUGUGGAAAAAACACACAAGAAGAUGGGUCCUUAUCAGCAAUAUCUGUUGGAACUUAAAGGGCAGGAUGUGAAUUACCUAGCAUUCGGGAGCGGAAGGAGAGGAUGUCUAGGAGCGGAACACGCUUCCUUGGUGCUGAGCCUCACGAUCGGAUCGCUGGUUCAGUGCUUCAACUGGAGAUUGAAAGGUGAUGAAGAUGAAGUCAACAUCAAAUUGCCUUCCGGGUUUUCGGCUUCGGGAAUUGCUGGACAGAGUUCUCUUGUCUGCUCUCCUGCAUUGUCUUUUGAUCCAUUCAAAGACGAAAACUGAAGCUCCUUCUGCAGAGAAUAACAGAC